CUUCUCAUCCAAAAAUCCAGAAGAAAGAAGCAGCAUGGAGAUUCUCGGCGCCGCUAUCAUUCUCUUGAUCUCAACAGUAUUUUUCCUGUUCGGUCUCCUUCGAAAACCCAAGAAGCAGCUGACCGGACUCGUCGUCCCAGGCCCCAAAAACCUCCCCAUCAUCGGCAGCAUCCAUCAUCUCCUCGGCCGCCGCCGCCUUCCCCACCACUCACUCCGUGACCUCUCUGCUGUCUACGGCCCCAUCAUGCGAUUGAAGCUAGGUGAGAUCAAUACCAUCGUCAUCUCCUCUGCCGAAGCGGCAAAAGAGAUUAUGCAGACCCACGACAUCAUCUUCGCCUCGCGCCCCAUCACUCCGACCAUCGAUGCUCUCUUCUACGGAGGAAAAGGCGUCGUCUUCUCCUCAUACAGCGAUUACUGGCGCCAGAUGCGUCGACUCUGUGUGACGGAGCUGCUCAACUCGAAGCGCAUCAGCUCUUUUCAAGCCGUAAGAGAGCAGGAGGUUUCCCAACUCAUGCAAUCCAUUACAGCAGCCCCAACCGGGUUUGUCAUCAACCUAAGCCGUGAGCUCGCCAACCUCGGAACCAACAUCAUGGUAAUGUCAGUCAUCGGCGGGCGGUGUGAGGACCAGAAGGUGUUUUUAUCGGCUCUCGGUGAACUUGUAGAGUUGAACACGGGUUUCUCCAUGGUUGAUCUAUUCCCCUCGAUUCCCCAUUUCAUUAGCCGCAUCGUCGGUAUUCGAGCGAAGCUGGAGCGAUGCCGAUUAAAGCUAGAUCGAAUACUAGAAAAAAUCGUGCAAGAGCACCAUGAGAAGCGAGCUAAAAACUCCAUAAAAGAGGAGGAUCUCACGGACUCCCUUCUCAGAAUCCAAAACGAUGGUGGCCUGCAAUUCCCUCUCUCCAAUGACGACAUCAAGGCUAUCAUUAAUGAUAUUCUUGUAGCCGGAAGCGAGACGACUUGGACUACCUUGGAAUGGUCAAUUUCAGAGCUAGUUUGCAACCCGAUCAUCAUGAAGAAGGUACAAAAGGAGGUGAGAGAGGCAUUUGGCUUUGGCAUGACAAAGAUAAUAGGCGACGAGGAGUUCCUGAGCGGCAGGCUUAGCUACAUGCAAUUGGUGAUAAAGGAGACAUUGCGGCUACACACUCCGCUACCCUUGCUGCUACCAAGGGUGAACCAAGAGAGGUGCGAGGUGAUGGGCUAUGAAAUUCCUGCAAGGACUACGUUAAUGGUGAACGCGUGGGCGAUAGGGAGGGAUCCUAAGUAUUGGGAAGAUCCGGAGGUCUUUCGACCAGAGAGGUUUGAGGAGAAGCAUAUUGACAUGAGGGGAGCUAACUUUGAGAUGUUACCCUUCGGUGCUGGGAGGAGAGUUUGCCCGGGGAUUCAGUUUGGAAUGGCAACGAUUGAGCUGGCUUUAGCGCAUUUGUUGUACUAUUUUGACUGGGAGUAUCCGGCUAAGAAUGGAGAGUUGUUGGACAUGACUGAAGCUUUAGGAGUUUCAACUAGAAGGAAGUCGCCACUUUGUUUAUUGGCCACUCCCUGCAUUCCAAUCUUUGAUUCAGAAGAUAAACUCUCUACUUGA
Dendrobium catenatum is the source of this 1576-nucleotide messenger RNA. RefSeq names its product cytochrome P450 CYP71D312-like. The coding region runs from base 35 to 1576 and encodes 513 amino acids. Gene Ontology annotation, molecular function: iron ion binding; monooxygenase activity; oxidoreductase activity, acting on paired donors, with incorporation or reduction of molecular oxygen. Lineage: Eukaryota; Viridiplantae; Streptophyta; Magnoliopsida; Asparagales; Orchidaceae. The record is from RefSeq and is a predicted model, not a curated record. The transcript has 2 exons.